Molecule: messenger RNA, 2948 nt
Organism: Ornithodoros turicata
Lineage: Eukaryota; Metazoa; Arthropoda; Arachnida; Ixodida; Argasidae
Product: urease subunit alpha-like
Exons: 23
Coding region: 248-2848 (866 amino acids)
Biological process (GO): urea catabolic process
Cellular component (GO): urease complex
Molecular function (GO): urease activity; nickel cation binding
Source: RefSeq, a predicted model, not a curated record
CCGCCGCCAUACAAAGCGUGCAGACUAAUACAUACCAACCCUCGGAGUACGCUUGAUUAACAUGCUUCACUAUCUCAGUCGUUAUGCAAUGAACACAUGGAUAAAAAGAUGACCGCGAAAGUUAUCUCUCUACACGUGUUCUUGGGCUAUCGGAAGGAGAUUGACUCCACUAUAGCAUCUUCUUUGCGCGAUGCCAAGUCAGAUCGGUCUGUUCUAGGAAAGCUACGGCGACAGUACAGGUAACAAAAUGCGCCUAACCCCAAAGGAACUCGAAGGACUGCUUGUACACCAGGCAGGAUCCCUAGCACAGAAACGUUUAGCCAGAGGUGUACUUCUCAAUCAUCCCGAAGCUAUUGCUUUGAUCGCCUGUCAAGUUCAGGAGAUGGCCCGGGACGGAUUGAGUUUAGCUGAAGUAAUGGACAGAGGAACACAGUUAUUAGGUAGAAAUCAAGUGUUACCGGGAGUACCGGAACUGAUAGAAGAAAUGACGGUCGAAGCUACUUUUCCAGAUGGAACGAAGUUGGCUUCCCUACAGUAUCCAAUCAGACGAGAAAAUGGAGACCUGGAGCAAGCCCUUUAUGGAAGCUUUCUGCCUGUUCCCGAAUGCUCAGUCUUUGAAAAGAACAAGGCCUGUGUUCUGGAGCGCAUUCAACCUCUGAACCAAAAUCACCUGAGCAAAGAGAUAAAGGCCCUGCUGGAGGCACCUCCAGGUCACGUGAUUCCCGCCAAAGACGGCGAUCUUCUGCUGAACAAGAACAGAAAGACAAUCACUUUGAGGGUAACAAACAUGAGUGAUAGGCCUAUACAAGUCGGAAGUCACUACCACUUUAUUGAAGCGAACAAAUACCUCGUCUUUGAUCGUGAAAAGGCUUAUGGCAUGAGACUUAAUGUUCCAGCGGGGCAGUCCAUUCGGUUUGAACCUGGAGAUGAGCGCAAGGUUCCUCUGGUCGAGAUCGCCGGUUUUAAAAUCGUACGAGGUGGAAACAAUCUGUGUGAUGGGGAGGUCAGCCCUGAAAACCUGCCUAUGGUCAUGCAGAGAGUCAUCGAGAGAGGUUUUGGACACAGAAGACAAGAAUAUUGUCGAGAGGAGCAUUCGGAGUUAACAAUGAACAGGGUGGACUACGCUGCAAGUUACGGUCCUACAACGGGGGACAAGAUACAACUCGGUGAUACGUGUUUGGUUAUAGAGGUGGAAAAAGAUUACGCAAAUUACGGGGAUGAAGCCAAGUUCGGAGGUGGGAAGGUAAUUCGCGAUGGAAUGGGUCAGGCAUGUUGCCGAAAAUCGGAAGAAGUGUUGGACACCGUCAUCACUAAUGCGCUGAUCAUAGAUGCAUGUUUGGGGAUAGUAAAAGCUGAUAUCGGAAUAAAGGGAAACAAGAUUAAGGCCAUCGGAAAAGCGGGCAACCCCGACAUCAUGGAGAUGGUGCAUCCGGAUCUGGUCAUUGGAUGCAGCACAGAAGUGAUCGCCGGGGAAGGUCUCAUAGUGACUGCAGGAGCCAUCGAUACCCACGUGCAUUUCAUAUGUCCGCAGUUGAUAGAACAGGCUAUAGCCGGCGGAAUCACCACGCUCAUUGGCGGAGGAUCCGGCCCAGCAUCGGGCACUCGGGCAACAACGUGCAGUCCUGGUCCGGAGUGCAUCCGCAAUAUGAUCCAAAGUACCGACGAUUUUCCAAUGAACUUCGGAUUCACCGGUAAAGGAAACACGUCCUAUACGCAAGGUUUGGCUCCCGAAUUGGUCUCCCAAGUCGAAGCUGGUGCAAUCGGGUUAAAGUUGCACGAAGACUGGGCCUCAACUCCCGCCGCCAUCGAUGCGUGUCUGAAGGUCGCCGAUGCUUACGACGUUCAGGCACUUAUUCACACGGAUACACUGAACGAAUCUGGAUGCCUGGAACAAACAGUGGAAGCCUUUGAUGGACGAACAAUCCACGCGUACCAUGCUGAAGGGGCCGGAGGGGGCCACGCGCCAGACGUGAUUGCUGUGUGUGGCGAGCAGAACGUGUUGCCUUCGUCCACGAAUCCAACCAGGCCGUACACGAGGAAUACCAUAGACGAAGCCUUGGAUAUGCUCAUCAUUUGUCAUCAUCUCGACAAGAAUAUUAAGGAGGACCUGGCCUUUGCAGAAUCUCGGAUCCGUGCUGAGACGAUCGCGGCCGAAGACGUCCUUCACGAUAUUGGUGCGAUCAGCAUCUACACGUCAGACUCGCUGGCAAUGGGCCGCAUCGGUGAAGUUGUAAGUCGGACGUGGCAGACGGCGGACAAAAUGAAAGCGUACCGUGGAAGGCUUCCUGAAGAUUCACCGCAGAACGACAAUUUCAGGGUGAAGCGAUACAUAGCAAAAUAUACAAUCAACCCAGCGAUAGCACACGGUGUGGACGAAUACAUCGGUUCUGUGCAGGCUGGAAAAAUGGCAGACUUGGUGCUCUGGAGGCCAUCUUUGUUCGGAGCAAAGCCGGAAAUGGUGAUCAAAGGAGGACAAGUGAUUAGCGCACAGUUAGGCUUGGCGAACGCAUCCAUCCCGAUCUCGGAACCCAUUGUUCUUCGAGAAAUGUUUGGUGCUUUAAGCCAUUCGGUGGGAAACAACUCUGUACUCUUUGUGUCACAGGUUUCCUUAGACAAAGGCAUUGUCCAACAGUACGGCGUGAAAAAGGCAUUGCUUCCCGUCCACGGUUCGAGGAAGGUCAGGAAAGCGGACUUUGUGUACAACGACUGCGCUCCCACAUUAAUAGUAAACCCAGAGACUUACACCGUAGAGUGGCUCAAAGAAGAGGACGGAAAAAUCAUCUACGACCAACUCACUUGCCCUCCCGUCGAUGAAGUUCCAUUGGCUCAACGGUAUUUUCUCUUCUAGCUGCGUGAAUAAUUUAUUUUUACACACGUUCUAUUUAUAUAUAUAACGCAUUUGUCUCAAUGGGAAGAGAGGACGAAAUAAAGUUUGCUACCAACUUUGC